Radiomyces spectabilis is the source of this 860-nucleotide messenger RNA. RefSeq lists its product as uncharacterized. NCBI's taxonomy places the organism in Eukaryota, Fungi, Mucoromycota, Mucoromycetes, Mucorales, Radiomycetaceae. The transcript has 2 exons. The coding region runs from base 180 to 410 and encodes 76 amino acids. The record is from RefSeq and is a predicted model, not a curated record.
AGACCUUCUGAAACUGGUUAGCUUUUUAAAAUUUCAAAUUAUGCAUAAAGGGUCAGCCAGUGUCCAUUUGCGAGUGAAAAAAUCGCGCGGGAUACAAUCGAGAUUAUUCUUUGGUCGUUCGUUACACAAGAAAAGAAGGAUCGAUUCGUUUUCUUUUUUAAAAUCAAGAUCAUGCGGACAUGGCGACUUUAACAGACUGUUUACAUUCGCUCUUUUGGAUGGGUGCACUCGUUUUGCAUGAAGUUUUUCUUUUCGGGUAUGUUUGGGAACAUCUUCGCACACCCACACAAACGAUAAACUUGGAAGAAUUUUACGCAAACAAAGUACCAAAGAUAACCUAUGAGAAUCUACGCGACCUGAACAGAGGAGAAGCGUAUUUCUUUCUAUGGAAUCUUUCCGAGUCAAUUUGAUGACACGAUAAAUCUGAUUGGCGCUUUAUCGCGGUCAUGCAUUGGUAAUGCCCUUUUUUUUUAAAAAAAAAAAAGGGCAUUAGAAGAGGAGUUUUCAAGGGUGUGUAUAAUUAGGAUGGGAAAAAAGUUCACGGAGAUAGCUUUACAAAAAGGCAAUAGUGAAUGUUACCUCGUCGCCAUGCCAAUGGCGAGACAUGACGGAUAUAUUCAUCGAUUAAGACCGAGGACUGUAUAUUUUUUUUUCACUGUGGGUUGGGUUGAUCAUUAAAGAUAUAAAUACGACAGACGAUUUGUACCUUGUCGAUUCAUUAUUCAAAACUUCCUUUGCUUUUUGAAAACAUAACAACAAUCAUGGUCCAAGAAAUCGAACGCACCGCUGCUGAACUCGACAACUGGUUGGCUAGAAGAAAUCUCCCCCACCCCCCCUUGAAACUCCCAAUGUGGACAAUG